GAGGAAGAAGACGCCGCCGACGGAGAAGAAAGAAGAAGACGUCGCCGACUUUGCCGACGAAGAACUCCGCCGCCGUCGCCGCCGAUAGUUGGAGGUAGAAGAAGACGCUGAGUGAAUGGGGAGACCGAAAAAGAACUCAAAGCCCAACAAUGAGGGAGAAGGAUCAUCAAAGCAGCCACCUGAUGUACAACAACAAGAGGAACAACCCGUGAGGAAGAAACCCAAAACUGUUGCACCAAAAUCUUCAGCGAAAUCUCGUGAAGCAGCUGGAUCAUCACAGCAGCCGCCGGAUGAACCACCACCAAAGGUUUGAUUUCUCACUUCGUUUCUCGAUUAGUUAUAUUGGCUAAAAAAAAUAAACUGAUGUGUCUGAUGUGUGGAUAUCAGUUCUGUUAAUGUGGAUACUUAACUGUUCGUUUUAGU
Molecule: messenger RNA, 423 nt
Organism: Linum tenue
Lineage: Eukaryota; Viridiplantae; Streptophyta; Magnoliopsida; Malpighiales; Linaceae
Source: the annotation of a GenBank genome assembly